AACUAUGUAUUCGGUUUCAUGUGUAUGCCCGAAAUGUAGGCAGAAAGAUCAAAGCUGAAUCUUCAGUAGUCCGCCUUCGUUUUUGUCACUGCGGGGGUUGGUUGGUAGGUAGGUAGGUAGGUUGAGAUGGCUUCGGUGACAUUGAACGCUCCUUCAAGCCGCUGGAUCGGUGGGAGUAGGCAGCUGAACCGGCGGGCAGCAUUUCGGCCGGAGAUUCGGCGGGUGGCGGCGACGGUCAGGGCUGGAUCGUACACCGAAGAGCUUUUGCAGACCGCUAAAUCAAUUGCUUCUCCAGGACGUGGUAUUUUGGCAAUAGAUGAAUCAAAUGCUACUUGUGGCAAGAGGCUAGCCUCUAUUGGUUUGGACAAUACUGAGGCCAAUCGGCAGGCUUACAGACAGCUAUUACUGACAGCCCCUGGUUUGGGUGAAUAUAUUUCUGGGGCUAUUCUUUUUGAGGAAACACUUUAUCAGUCCACAGUUGAUGGAACAAAGUUUGUGGAUUGCCUGAGGGCGAAGAAAAUUGUCCCUGGAAUCAAAGUUGACAAGGGUUUGGUUCCAUUGCCAGGUUCAAACAAUGAGUCUUGGUGUCAAGGAUUGGAUGGACUGGCAUCUAGGUGUGCUGAAUAUUACAAACAAGGAGCUCGCUUUGCUAAGUGGCGGACUGUUGUAAGCAUUCCUUGUGGUCCUUCUGCUCUGGCUGUAGAAGAGGCAGCCUGGGGGCUUGCUCGUUAUGCUGCUAUCGCUCAGGAUAAUGGACUUGUUCCUAUUGUGGAGCCUGAGAUUCUUCUUGAUGGAGACCAUGCAAUCGAAAGGACUCUUGAGGUUGCAGAGAAUGUGUGGGCAGCGGUAUUUUUUUACUUGGCCCAAAAUAAUGUGGUUUUUGAAGGCAUCCUGCUAAAACCCAGCAUGGUAACUCCUGGAGCUGAACAUAAGGAGAAGGCUUCUCCAGAGAAGAUUGCCAAGUAUACACUCAAAAUGUUGAAGAGGAGGGUGCCACCUGCAGUCCCAGGAAUCAUGUUCCUUUCAGGAGGGCAGUCUGAAGUUGAAGCGACUCUGAACCUAAAUGCGAUGAACCAAUCGGCCAACCCAUGGCACGUGUCUUUCUCCUAUGCCCGAGCUCUCCAGAAUACUGUUCUCAAGACCUGGAAAGGCCUGCCGGAGAACGCGGAUGCCGCUCAGAAGGCUCUUUUGAUCCGCGCAAAGGCGAACUCCUUGGCCCAACUCGGUCGCUACUCUGCUGAUGGUGAAGAGGAGGAAGCUAAGAAGGGGAUGUUCCAGAAAGGUUACACCUAUUAAGAUUAACAAACAGUUUGUUUUUUCUAAAGGCUUUUCAUGAACGCUUUUAUAUUUCUUUUUUCUGAAUUAUGUGGCCCUUCAAUAAAGUUCUACUGCUGCCCAGAGAAUGCUGAGUUCAAGAUCUUUUUAUUUAUGUAUUUACAUGUAUAACUCCCAAAUCCUUAAUAUCACAUAAAAAAUAUCACUGUAUUACAUACUUUCAUGCAUGGAUAGGUUUAUAACACGAGUGUUAUAGAUGUAAGCUUUUGGUGUUGGAUAUGUUAAUGCAUCAGAAUUAUGUGGUAGGCA
Phalaenopsis equestris is the source of this 1584-nucleotide messenger RNA. Its product is annotated as fructose-bisphosphate aldolase 1, chloroplastic-like. Gene Ontology annotation, molecular function: fructose-bisphosphate aldolase activity. Gene Ontology annotation, biological process: fructose 1,6-bisphosphate metabolic process; glycolytic process. Bases 127 to 1296 code for a protein of 389 amino acids. The record is from RefSeq and is a predicted model, not a curated record. The transcript has 6 exons. Gene Ontology annotation, cellular component: cytosol. Lineage: Eukaryota; Viridiplantae; Streptophyta; Magnoliopsida; Asparagales; Orchidaceae.